This is a messenger RNA of Oncorhynchus kisutch (coho salmon), 9683 nucleotides long. RefSeq lists its product as uncharacterized. The transcript is spliced from 12 exons. The coding region runs from base 1698 to 4337 and encodes 879 amino acids. NCBI's taxonomy places the organism in Eukaryota, Metazoa, Chordata, Actinopteri, Salmoniformes, Salmonidae. The record is from RefSeq and is a predicted model, not a curated record.
AUAUGGCAUGUUACAUUUCCAUGAAGUAAGACAGUGUAGAGAAUUAAUUCAGGUCACACAUUGUCACCAGCUAGUUAACAUUAACCCAGAAAUAAUCAUUCUUAGUGUUUAUUUCACUCCAGUAGUUGGCUCACAUCUCAGCUGUGUCAUUAUGGUCACGUGGUCAUCUCUGGCGAUCAUCAUUGACAUGAUACAAGGGUAGUGUAUAUGUAUACGUUUUAUUCCAAAGAUGAAUGUGUCCACCCUGAAGUGGGAGUUUCGAGACAACUGGGAAUAAGGUCAAAUCAUGACGACGGUGAUCUUCAGGUUGGAGAUCUAGAAAGAUGCCAGAGUUUCCGAUUUGGAAUUCCGAUUGUUCCCAGUGUGGAGCUCGUUAUGUUAAAGUUCCCAUUGGUCUUGAACGGGCUGAAGUCUGAGAUUUUCGCGUUCAGAGUUGUUUUGAACGCGGCAUAUGUCCGAAGACACAAGGCAAGAUGGUAUACUAUAUAAUAAGUGUAGCCUAUUGUCGGGUGUUUUGUUUUCUUCUUUCGCCUAUGACGUAAUCUGGUCUAGAAAUACGUCACUUGCAUUUGAGCGUGACAGGACUUCUUGGGUCAGUUCUUCAUCAAGGAGUCAGUCAGUUUCAGGCCUAACUACCAUCAGCUAGGAAAGGACACCCGCUCAGACUUCGUGAGGUCAAGUCUGUCACAGAUGCUAAUGUAGACUAAUCCACGAGGUACAUGUAUGUUGAUUGUAGACCACUGCGACUUGUCUAGCAGAUGACCCGUCAAUGCGUUGCCAGCCUCGGCUCCAGGCUUCACUCAGGAGAGGGAAGCCUGUGGCUGAGGCUAGGAAAAGGAAAUGCUGCCGUAGGUUUCUAUGUAAUGUUAAACGGACACGAGUCACACGCAGGGAAAUGUUUCUCUGCCCCUUCAGUAAGGAAUUUUAACCUUGUUUACGCCUGAGUUUUCUAGAUGUUUGAUAAACGUGUUGCUAACAGGGCACUGAGGAUUAACACCCAUAAGGAUGUCAAAGAAAAAUAAUGCUUAUUAGUUUACGUGGUGGUGGGACUAGGCUGCAGGGUGGUUUGGGGUUAAACGCCCCCUCCUGUAAUUCUCUCAUAAACCACUAUAUGUCACCAACAUGUAUUUCAUCACUUUCACUGGAUGCCAUAGUCUUGUUCAACUAAAAUUGUCAUCUGUCUCAUCUCAACUUUGUAAGUCACACCGACAUAACGGUUUUGAGGUACAUAGAUUUUUUAUUUUGUUAUUUACAAGUUAUAUAGCUAAACGAAUGAACAAAGUUAGAGCAGUUGCUAGGCCCUACAUCCAUUUCCGGACUUAUUAAUAUGUACCCAUUUGAUUCUUGAAAAAAAAACGUUUAAAUGCCUCAUGAGCUUAGUUCAAUUGUCAUAUCCCAUUAGACUCCAAAAUAUAAGCUUGUUUAACUCCAAUGUGUGUAAACAAAGUAAAUGUAAACAAACACUAUAUACCCUCAAAACAUGGUUCCAACUAUAAUUGUGAUAUAAUGGAUGGUCAGUCCUUGCAUCCAUAUCUCUGUCUAUGAAUUUGAGAGUGGUUCCAUGUCUCCAGCCCCAUCCCUCAGCUUUUUUUGCGAAAACAACUGCUGAUUUCCCCUUUAAAACCUAAAAACACAUUCAUUUAAUUGAGUUGUGGGAAUAAGAUAUAUGUUUAUCUUCAGACAACUUCAUCCUAAAAAUGUCUGACUACAUUGUGAAGAUCGGGGGAACUGGUCCCGAGGAGUCCGAGGCAUCCCCUGAGGAGUCCAGGGACCCGUCACCUGAGCCUGCUGUCCUGCCCAUGACAGAUGUGUCCUUCUCUGGAGCAAUGGAACACAUGAAUGAGAUGCUUAGCUCCUUGGAUCAAGUGAUGGACAGUCAAACACAAGAAAAUGGUGAACAAGUGGAAGCAACUGAAAGUCAGAGAAAGAGACUAAAGGGAAACCUAGGUUCGUCCUCUGUUGGGUGUUCACUUGGAUGUAUUCCAAGCUUUGACUCAGUGUCCCUUACAUCUACAGUCAACACGGAUAACAACUCAGGGGAGAGCCUAGAGCAGCUGCAGUACCAAGGGGCCCUGAGGGUGGAUACAUGUGAUGAGGUGGAGGUCAAGGUGCCAGAUAUCGACUUAUCUUCAUUCACCCUGAACCGGAUGUCCUUCUCCAGUAUUCUUCAGGAGGAGAACGACAGAGUGCUGGACAAGGACACUAUGGAUUGUCGCUCUCUGUCGAGAACAGUUCCCUUCGAAAGCAGCCCAAUUCCGGAGAGGAGUGGAAGCUUGAAGACGUAUUGCAGUAGUGUACGGUCGCCCACCCCGUACCAGUCAAGAUUAUCCCUUACCUCCACUGAGGCACAUGAUCAGGUUGCACACAGCUCAGGCACACAAGUGAGCCUCCAAAUCCCGAUGGACCCUCUGGAGGAGCUUUUUGGUAUCACUCAGGAUAUGAUAUACACAGACGUCCAUGAUAGAGUGAUUGAAGUGCUGCAGGACAUCUACUUGGCGGCUAACCAGCUAGAGCAACAGCUAUUCCAGAGUGUCUCUGACAGGCAAGCUAGAGCCAUUGUAGAGGCGGUAGUGCAGCAGAUCAAUGCCGCCCUGUCCAGGGCUCUCCAACAAACCUACUCGGGAUCACAAUUACUUACUAUAGUGGGAUCUGCCAAGCUCUAUAGCAAAGAUGGGUUGGCAGCGGUGGAGGGCCAAGGAGUUCCUUUGAUCACCUCGUCAGCAGAGGGAGACAGGGAUGGCAACAAGGAAGGAAGUAGACCGUUGAAACGUUGUUUUAACAGCUUUGUUCGUGUUUUGUCAGCAAAAAUGAGGAGUAUCUCCAAGGGGAUCAAACAGAGCAGCGAGAGUGCACAACAAGAGCACAGGCUAGUUGUUGAGCUGCCAGCAUCAUCUGACGAGGGUACAGAGCAAGAGGCAGCAGAGAAAGCUGGAUCUAGUACAGUUUCUGAACCCGCUAGGGAGGAGAUCACAGAGGUCAGUGAAGUUCUUCAGUCGGAAUCUGAUGAUUCUCUACUUCCCUCCAUCGGGGGAAUGCUCUUCCACAUUGGAUCCAUGCCUCAUACAGAGGAUUCAGUGGAACUAUACGGCAAGGUCCCAUCAAAGUUAACACCAGAAAGUAUGGUGCAGGAAGAACGUGUUGAUGAAGGCUUGUCUAAGGCUUGUUCCAGGACAACUUCUUCAACCAGCACCACUUUCAGCAUGGACGAUGUCCAGAAGACUGUUGCUACUUUGACCACUUCUGGAAGUGACAGGGGUAGAAGCAUUAUCACUACCCCAGAAACGCCAGAGCAGAGUCUGCACCACCAGGGAGGUGGACUGGACACCCCUGUCUCCUCAGAGAGAAGAGUGGCUGAAAGUGGCAGAAAGAGCCCUGCAACUUGGUCAGACGCAGAGGGAUUAAGUUAUGCAAAAAAGGCUGUGUCGGAGUUAAUGGAGAGGAUGGUGCUCAGCCGUGAGGAUGCAGCGUCAGCAGAGAAGAGCCUGGACAUCCUCCUCUCCUCUGGUAUUCUUCGUCCUCACACUGACAAGUUAGUCGACCAGCUGCGAAAACUUUUGAUGGUGAACAGCACACUUACAGCACAAUCUGUGUCUGGCAGGUCAAAAUCAGAAUCUGCUCUGCCGAAGUCCAGCAUGACAGGGGAACUCCAAAGGGAGAUCUCAAGGAACGGUUUGCUGGAGAUAGCAUAUACUAUCACCGAGAGAUCUAUAAAGACCCUUUUGGAGCAGCUGCUCACUGCCCUCCUCCCUCCAUCUGUAGUGGUUGAGGUUGCCAGGUCAUGUCAGAACAUCCGACCAGCCACUCCCUCUCAGGUGAUGAGUUCUGAAGUUAGCCCAGGGUGCUGCAACCCUCUGUCAAUGAUUUGCCGUGUGAUCAUAGAUGUCUUUACGAUCACAAGACAGGUGGUUGAGACAGCCAGUGAAAUGGAUAUGUCUCCCCCCGGAGAGAACAUUGAUGGAAGGCUUUGUAGCAACACAGCACCACUGCCCACUGAUUCAACCCCAUCUGUCCACCCGAUCAACCGUGAGUGCAACAGAUCUUUGGUGACCAAACCAACAAACAAAAUCAAGAGCUUGACAUUCUCAUUUCCUAAGCUCCCAAAGAUCAGUCUCAUAAAGAGCAAGAAAGUCAACCAAGGGGAUAUCGCUCCCCUUGAGACCACCAAGGAUCCUGCUGAUGUCGACUAUAGUAUAUUCUGCACUACUCCAACACCAGAGAAUGCACAACGACAAGAGGAAGAUCUGGCCUCCUGCUCCUCACAGAGGAAGGAAAGGCCAAAUAACCCAUUCUUUUUAAUCCGGGUAUACUCUGCCAAGUCUAGGCUUGAAAACAGCUAGCGUCAGUAGAAAUGUCCUUUUGGUUAUUUGGCAACACAACCAGAGGACCAUCUCGCCACCUACUCCACAACGAGGAAGGAGAGGCUCUAGAAGUGUUCAUUUUCACUGCCAUAGCCAAUCAUUUCAACUCAGUCCUACUGACAUCCCACUGCGCAAAAAAAUGGUUUAAUCAACAUCGCUUCCACAUCAUCUCAACACCCUAAAAAAUCUACACGAUGAACUGACAGGAUUUACAACAAGUCAUGAACCAGGGCAUUUCGUCUUUUUUUCACCCAACUUUUAAUCUGAAUCCAAUGACAUGGUGAUUUUUUUUUUUUACGUUGAAGUGACGUUAGUUGACAACUCAACCAAAUGUAAAUCAAAACUAGAUGUUGAACUGACAUCUGUGCCCAGUGGGAUUUGCUGUUGUCAGUCUUCUACACGGGUUUUGCAACUACAUCAGAGGACCAUCUUGCCUCCUACUCCCCAACAAGGAAGAAGAGGCCCAAUAAUUGUUACUUUUUUGUCAACCAGUCCUUUCAACUCUUUCAAAACUCAUUUCAAAACUCUCCUUUCACCUAUUAAUCUCAUUCACGAAGCUUCCAAAGAAAUAUCUCAACAAAAAUUGUCUACACCACCACCAGAGGAGGAACUUGCCUCCUGCUCGCCAAUGAGGAAGGAGAUGCCCAUGAAGCGUAUAUUCACUUCCUUCAAUAAUAAACUGCCACUUCAUGCAUUCACGAGUCCUUUAGUGAAAUGUAUAUAUUUUUAAAGUAAAGUAGAGUAGAGAGAUCGACAAAGAAGAGAAUGAAUGGGUAUUCAAAGCUCAAAGAAAACCUUCAUGACAUUCUAUGAGUCUUAAUCCAGCGGUCGAGUUCAAAACAGACUGUAUAGGUCUGGCUGCCAAGUCUGUAAAUCCUGUUCUAAUCUAUUCUCCCCUUCGGACUCAAAUAUUGAUAAAGUCCCUGGCAGUCAGGUUCAUGUUUGACACGAAUGGUCUGACAAUCAUUUUUGCUUUGAGUAAUACACCAUUGCAAACCAUGAGGCAAUCUGACCAUAAAUAAAUAGGCUUUCCAUUAUAUACUGUGAUCCUGGCUUUAAUCACACAUUCAUUAAGUUGGUUGUAACAGAUGAUAAAACAGUAUUGAUUACUCAAAUGUUGCACAGACGCCCAAAGGUCACUAUUACUGAUGGUGCAGUCUUCUAUCCACCCAUUGGCUAAUAUACAGUAGCUACAUCUAUCAUAUAAACACACUCUAAAGCCUGCUUCCCAUCAGAAUGUGCCUUGUUGAUCAGAGUCCAGUGGGAGUCAUGAGGCUGGAGCACGAAGUCUCAAUGGGUGAUAAGGUAAAUCAGGAGAUGUGUGUUAGCUCUUAGCAGAGUGUAACACGCCUAUCUAUCAUGUUUAAUGCACUUGAUCCAUAUUCAAGAGUUGAUCGAAUAGUCCAAGUAGUCGGUUCCACGGAAUCUGUAUAUUAAAUGUCUAACAGAUGAAGACACUUGUGAUGGUGGCAUGUUGGGACACAAUUGAAUGUGUCACCUGUAGAUACUAUCCCCUUCUGGCGUUUCUUCUCUCUUAAAUGACCUUCAAAGUAAUUCUAUUUCUUUAUGAAAACGCUGCUGUAAGAAGUUUGUUCUCUCAUCAAAUGUCUGAGAUCAAUCUCAUUUUGAAGGGGAUUUAUUUGGCUGUAUGACUCAUGAUAUGUUGUCAACUACAUGAAUCAAAAGGUAUGACCCAGUGACUUCAUCUCCAUGCAUUAUGUUAUUUGGUCCUUCUGCAUAUUUAAGAACAAGUGAUACAUUAGAAAUCUCUGGCAAUGUUUUCAAUUGGGAGGUCUAAUCGUGACACCAUUCGUGGCAUUUGCAGUUCACGAGCUCUUUGUACAACCAAUCACUUUUUAGACAGUUCCCUCUCGUCCAAUCGGAUGAGGUGAUGUUGGAGCGUGUAGUUGUGUUGUUUUUAAUUUGGAAGUGAGCGAAUCAGGGAACUGUCAAGCCGUAAAAAAGAGCACCACAUAUUUUCCAGAGUAUCACAGUUGCUAUAGCUUCAGUUAGCUAACUAACAUAAACCCUAGCAACCUGUUGAUUGAUGUAAGCAGGGUAACGUUAGCUAGCUAGCUAGCGUGUGUAAAAUAACAGCCACCAAUGUUUAACAACGAUGAGGAUCUUUAAGGAACUUUAAGGAAUCAAUUGUGAUUGACGGAGAUAAGUUUGAAAAGUUUGGGAGAACAAUUAUGGGCUGUGGAGAUGGAGGUUGCCCCCUCCUCAGGGAGAAGCUGGGUUGCCUGCGUCAAGAGAACGACUCCCUGGAGAACAGACAGCUCAUUAGGGACCUGGAGGUGGCCCAGAUUGAACUGGGCAGCUCCAAGACCAAGUGAGGCAGCUGGAGAUAGCGCUGGCCUGUAGAGAUGGAGGCCAAGGAUCGGUACCAGAGACAGCGCUGGCCUGUAGAGAUGGAGGCCAAGGAUCGGUACCAGAGACAGCUGGACAUCAAGAGCCACGAGGUGUGUGUGUUUUGCAGUGCUACAUGUGUCUGCGUUGGAGCUGGAGUGGGCGCGCUUGUCUAUAGAUGAGGAGCUGACAAGGAGAUGCAGGAGAAGAGAACACCCGGCUGCACAGCUCCCCCGGCAGCACAGCUCCCCCGGCAGCACAGCUCCCCCGGCAGCACAGCUCCCCCGGCUGCACAGCUCCCCCGGCAGCACGGCGCCCCCGGCAGCACGGCGCCCCCGGCAGCACAGCUCCCCCGGCUGCACAGCUCCCCCGGCUGCACAGCUCCCCCGGCUGCACAGCUCCCCCGGCUGCACAGCUGCACAGCUCCCCCGGGUGCACAGCUCCACAGCUCCCCCGGCUCCACAGCUCCCCCGGCUCCACAGCUCCCCCGGCUCCACAGCUCCCCCGGCUGCACAGCUCCCCCGGCUCCACAGCUCCCCCGGCUCCACAGCUCCCCCGGCUCCACAGCUCCCCCGGGUGCACAGCUGCACAGCUCCCCCGGCUGCACAGCUCCCCCGGCUGCACAGCUCCCCCGGCUCCGCAGCUCCCCCGGCUCCACAGAUUUUUAUUAAUUCACAUUUGAUGUGUAGUUUUCUAUAGAACGCUUCAGUCACACAAUUCACUCUAUUUAAUUUAAUUAAGUCAUUGCAUUAAUGGCUGAUUCGUUAAUCAAGCCAGUCAAAUGUGUUUCUUUGUUUAUGCACAAAACAAAACAGAUAUUAUGAUAUCUAAUCUAUGAAAAGUUUAAUUUACAAUAACCCUCUAUAGUUGUAGUUGGUGCCACACGGAAACAUACCACACUGCCUUUACAGAGCCUUCACAAAGUAUUCACACCCCUUGACUUAUUCCAGAUUUAGUUGUUACAGCCUGAAUUCAUCGAUUCCCCCCCACACCCAUCUACACACAGUACCCCAUAAUAACAAAGUGAAAACAAUUUUUUUUUGAAUUUGUUGCAGAUUUAUUGAGAAUUAAAUACAGAAAUAUCUCAUUUAAAUAAAUUAGGAACAUUCACUGUCUUGGUAAGCAUCUCCUGUGUAGAUUUGGACUUGUGUUUUAGGUUAUUGUCCUGCUGAAAGGGGAAUUCAUCUUCCAGUGUCUGUUAGAAAGCAGACUGAAGGUUUUCUUCUAGGAUUUUACCUAUGCAUAGCUCCAUUCUGUAAAUGUUUUAUCCUGAAAAACUCCCCAGUCCUUAACGAUUACAAGUAUACCCAUAACAUGAUGCAGCCACCGGUAUGCUUGAAAAUAUGGAAAGAAUUCACACCCCUUUUUAGACAUUUUGGUGGUUCUGGGCCUAAAUUUAAAAUAGAUUAUUUAGAGAUUUGUUGUUACUGGCCUACACACAAUACCCCAUUGGUCCAAGCACACCAAGACAGUCGUGAAGAGGGCAUGACAAAACCUAUUCCCUCUCAGGAGACUGAAAAUAUUUGGCAUGGGUCCUCAGAUCCUCAAAAGGUUUUACAGCUGCGCCUUCAAGAGCGUUCUGACGGGUUGUAUCACUGCCUGAUAUGGCAACUGCUCGGCCUCCGACCGCAAGGCACUACAGAGGGUAGUGCGUACGACCCAGUACAUCACUGGGGCCAAACUUCCUGCCAUCCAGGACCUCUAUACCAGGCGGAGUCAGAGGAAGGCCCUAAAAAUAGUCAAGGACUCCAGCCACCCUAGUCAUAGACUGUUCUCUCUGCUACCACAUGGCAAGCGAUACCGGAGCGCCAAGGCUAGGUCCAAGAGGCUUCUUAACAGCUUCCACCCCCAAGCCGUAAGACUCCUGAACAGCUAAUCAAAUGGCUACCCAGACUAUCUGCAUCAAUGCUGCUGCUACUCUAUUAUCUAUGCAUAGUCACUUUAAUAACUCGACUAGCCUGUGCCCCCGCACAUUGACUCUGUACCGACACUCCCUGUAUAUAGCCCCGCUAUUGUUAUUUACUGCUGCUCUUUAAUUAUUUGUUAUUCUUAUCUCUUACUUUUCUUUUAGGUAUUUUCUUAACUGCAUUGUUGGUUAAGGGCUUGUAAGCAUUUCACUGUUGUAUUCGGCACAUGUGACAAAUAACAUUUUGAUAUGAUUUAAUGUGAAAAUAGAAUUAUGUUUUUACAAAUGUGUACAAAUUAAUUACAAAUGAAAAGCUGUAAAUAUGUGUUCAAUCCCUUUGUUGUCUUGUUGGUGGUGUCUUGUUGCAAACAGGAGGAUUAUUUUUGAAUAUUUUUUAUUAUGUACAGGCUUUCUUUUCACUCUGUCAAUUAGAGUAGUAUUGUGGAGUAACUACGACGUUGUUGGUGUUUUAGAGUUUAAUGGCUGAGACAGUAGAACACUAAGUGUUUUAUAGUCACGACUGGCCUCAUGGUGAAAUGAGGGCAGUCGUGUGAUUUCUUUUCUCUCCGUCAACUGAGUGGGGAAGGACGCCUGUAUAUUUGCAGUGACUGGAUGUAUUGAUACACCAUCCAAAGUGUAAUUAAGAACUUCACCAUGUUCAAAGGGAUGUUCAAUGUUUUAUUUAAUGUAUAUUUUUACUCUACCAAUAACUUCCCUACUUUGCGAGGCAUUGGAAAACCUCCCUGGUCUUUGCGUUGAAUUUUUGUUUGGAAUUCACUGCUGAACUGAGGGACCUUACAGAUAAUAGUAUGUGUGGUUGUCAUUCAAAAACAAUGUUAAACACUAUUAUUGCAUACAUAGUGAGUCCAUGCAACUUAUGUGACUUGUUAAAAAAAUCUUAUUCCUGAACUUAUUUAGGCUUGCUAUAACAAUUGGGUUGAAUACAUAUUUACUCAAGGCAUUUCAGCUUUUCAUUUUCUUGACAUUAUGGGGUAUUGUGAGUCAAAACAUUCUCAAAAUAAUCUAUUUUAAAUUCAGGAUGUGAUACAAUAAAAUGUCUAACAAGUAAA